UCGCAUCGCGGCGCAGCGCUGCCCGGGGGAUCUCCUCUCCUCCUCCUCCUCCACACAUGCAUGCACACCACCCUCGCAUCGCAUUCAAUUCCCGCUUGCCCCCACCACCUCCCUCCAUAUCAACAUCCCGCCACUCCCAUCUCCCCACUGCUGCUCCUCACUCCACUCUGCUCGCUCUCUCGCUCGCUAGCUAUAGCCUAUAGCUAGGUACCUAGAAGCCUAGAGGAUAAUAUGAGCCGCGCGCAGCCUGGCGGGGCGGCCGCCGGCGGCGGCGGCGCGGCGAGGCUCAAGCCGUCCCCAAGGGCGCUCUUCUCGUGCGGGAUCUUCAGCACCUGCACGCACCCGGCGCUCAGCCCGACGGCCACGCCCAACAACAAUGUCGUGGCGGGGAUGGGCGGGGCCAAGGGCGGAUCGGGCACGCCGUGCGGCGGGGAUGCGGCCGCGGCGUCGCCGGUCGUGGAGGCGGCGGCGCCGGCGGUGGAGAUGAGUAGUCAUCAUCAGCAUCCGCAGCAGCAGCAGCAGCAGGGUGCGGCGGUGCAGAGGAGCGUCGGGCCGUCGUCGUCCUCGUCGUCGUCCUCGUCUUCGGCGUCGCAGAGCUUCACGCAGUGGAGGCUGCCGGUGCAUCACCCGCCGCAAGCGUCGGGGUCGGCGGGAGGAGGAGGAGGUGGUGGAGGUGGGGGUGGGGGUGCGGUGAUGAUGAGCGCGGAGGAGAAGUUCGCGGCGGGGGAGGUGGUGGCGGCGCUGCGGACUGUGGAGAGGGAGAUGGAGGCGGCGGCGAGGGCGGUGCCGGUCGCCGUCGUGGCCGGGGUCGUGGCGGCGGUGCGGGAGCCGGAGACGGCGAGGCUCGCGGCGAAGGUGCUGUUGGUCGUGCUGCUGGAAGAAGGGAACAGGGAGGCGGCCGUCGAGGCCGGCGCGGCGUCGGCGGCCGUGGAGGCGGUGGCGGCGUCCGGGCCGGCGGGGGCCACGGCGGAGCGCGCGCUGGCGGCGCUGGAGCUCCUCUGCACCGCCGCCGGCGGCGCCGCGGCCGUGCGGAGGGAGCCCCUGGCCGCGCCCGUGCUGGCGCGCGCCGUGGAGGGCAUGGCCGGCCGCGGACGCGAGUGCGCCAUCGGCGUCCUGGCGGCCAUCUACGGCAGGAACGGCGACGAGGCCGCCUCGUCGCCGCCGUCGCCGCCGCCGCCGGAGGUGGUGAAGGCGGUGGUGGCGGCGAUGCAGGGGGAGUGCAGCGCGCGGGGGCGGCGCAAGGGCGCGCAGCUGCUGCGCGCGCUGCAGGAGGGCGGCCGCCUCGGCCUCGCGUGGGACGGCGUCGGCGAGCCCUGACAAUGUGGGCCCAGGAAGCCAGCCUCUCGCGAUCCUGGGCCCCACCCGCAGUGAGAGAGUGAGACAGGGAAGGGGUGGGCCCAGCGUGUUGGGGGUGAGCGAUUAAAACGGUGCUGUCCCCUUUGGCGACUGAGUUGUGGUCACCACUGUAGGUUUGUGAUGAAUGUGUACGAUCUGUUCCCUGAAAUUUGUCCCCACGCUGCAUGCCGCAUCUUGCUCCAUUACCCCAAAUUUUC
Oryza sativa Japonica Group (Japanese rice) is the source of this 1553-nucleotide messenger RNA. RefSeq lists its product as uncharacterized. The record is from RefSeq and is a predicted model, not a curated record. Lineage: Eukaryota; Viridiplantae; Streptophyta; Magnoliopsida; Poales; Poaceae.